AACCGCAUCGGUCGAAUCCUUAAAAGAGAAUUUAUCAUUACUAGGCGAAUGCGUACUUGCGUGUUCGUUCACUACUUCCGAGUUCCGAGUGUCUUCACCAUUCCCAAAGAGCUUUAGAAAGAGAUUAGAGAUGGAUCAUGUAUACAAAGGUCAGCUGCAAGCAUAUGCCCUCAAACAAAAUCUGGAGCUACCCGCGUAUGUCACUGAGCGAGAAGGGGCUCCUCAUGCUCCUCGGUUUAGAUCUAAGGUUACAUUUUGUGGACAGACUUACCAGAGCCAGGAAUUCUUUCCGACUCUUAAAUCGGCUGAACAUGCCGCUGCCAAAAUAGCAUUGGCUUCAUUGCGGCCACAGAGUCCUGAGGGAAUUGAUGUUGCAUACAAGAACCUGUUACAAGAGAUUGCUCAGAAAGGAAAUUCUCUGUUACCAGUUUAUGCAACUGUUACAUCUGGUCCAUCGCAUUUGCCAGUUUUUACUUCAACUGUUGAGUUUGCUGGGAAGGUCUUCAGCGGAGAAGAGGCAAAAACCAAAAAGUUGGCUGAAACGAGCGCUGCUAAAGUAGCAUUCAUGAGUAUCAAAACUGGGAACUCGAACCAGACCUCAUCGCCUUCUUUGCCUUGUGAGAGACAAGAAGCUGUAACUUCAAAUGUGAAGAGCAGUCUACAAGAGAUCCAGUCCCAACCUUCCGAGGUGCUGAUGACCCCUGAUGCCCCAGCAAAGUGUACUAAAGUGGAUGAAAAUGAAUUUCCAGAUCUUCAUAACGCACCAGCCAGUAAUGCUAAGGAGAUGAAUGUUGCUUUGCAUGUGCCUGAGAAUCCUACAAACGAUGGUACUCUUAAUGCACCAACUAGUGAUGAUAUGAAGAUGAAAAUUGCUGCUUCUUCUUCGCCUAGACCUCAGAAUCCUACAAACGUUGUUACUCCUAAUUCACCAGCUACGAAUGGUAUCAAGAGGAGCAUUGCAGCUUGUUCUUUGCGUAUGCCUCAGAAUCCCACAAUCGAUGGUAGAGAAGCUUCACCAUGUGUAGAUGAGAGUGAGAAGAAGAAGCUCAUAAUGGGAACUGGCCACCUGAGUAUACCAACUGGCCAACAUGUAUUUUGUCGUCCGUGGAACCCCGAGAUAACUCUUCCUCAAGACGCGGAGAUGCUCUUUAGGGAUGAUAGUUAUAUUGCCUAUCGUGUCAUGAAACCGUAAAGACAUCAAUAUUUGAUGCAUAAUAAGUGUGGAGAUAGAAUGGUAAGCUACGCUAUAUCUCAUAUGUUUGUAGCGAGAUACGAUGUUUAAUCGAAUAGGUAUAGGCUUUUGACUCUGGUUUUCUUCAGCAAUAACCUAGUGCUGUGUAAUGACUACUUAGUACUUUUUUUGUUUUGAAUGAUAUAUGGAUACUACUUAGUACUUGUGAUGA
Camelina sativa (false flax) is the source of this 1403-nucleotide messenger RNA. NCBI's taxonomy places the organism in Eukaryota, Viridiplantae, Streptophyta, Magnoliopsida, Brassicales, Brassicaceae. The record is from RefSeq and is a predicted model, not a curated record.